This is a messenger RNA of Oncorhynchus mykiss (rainbow trout), 1277 nucleotides long. RefSeq names its product reticulocalbin 2 (gene rcn2). Gene Ontology annotation, cellular component: endoplasmic reticulum. NCBI's taxonomy places the organism in Eukaryota, Metazoa, Chordata, Actinopteri, Salmoniformes, Salmonidae. The record is from RefSeq and is a predicted model, not a curated record. Gene Ontology annotation, molecular function: calcium ion binding.
AAAUAAAUGGGCGGGACACAUAUGAAGUAACGUUUUUUUUUUGUCAAGUCGAUCUGCUCGUGUCCUCUUGCUCCUGGAAUCCUCAUCAUUAUUGGACCUUACUCAAAUGUUAACCCAGAUUUUGCGAGCUGGAACGAGGAAUUGGCACAAGCAAAGAUGAAAUACUCAGUUAUACCCAUUGCAUUGCUUGUAAUGCACUGUGCCUUUGGAGAGAGCUCCCACAAUCAUGAAGAUCAUUAUGUGGGUCAUCAGCACAGCCCCGAGCACGACAUGGAUCUCCUAUUGGGAACUGAGGAAGAAGAUGGAAUAAAGAAACUUAGUCCAGCUGAGCAAAGGAACAAAAUUAUGGAAAUCCUGAAGAAGAUUGAUAAAGAUUCUGACAAACAUUUAACCUCAGAGGAGAUCACACUAUGGAUUCAACAUGUCUACAAGAAAUAUGCAUUGGAUGAUGCAGAGGAGCGCUUCCCUGAAUUUGACACCAACAACGAUGGUGUUGUGUCGUGGGAAGAAUACAACAUGGUUGUCCAUGAACGAGUCAUUAAUAUUGAUGAGAAUGCUUUUCUGGAGGAUCCAGAGGAAGAGUCACUCAGAUUUCUCCACUUAAAGGAAAAGAAGCGCUUUGAUUUUGCUGAUAUGGGUGGCACACCAGGCCUUAACCUAACUGAGUUUCUUGCAUUUACACACCCAUCAGAAGUGGAUUACAUGGCUGAUUUUGCCGUUGAAGAUGUGUUGAGUGAAUAUGACACAGAUAAAGAUGGGUUCAUCAGUCUACGUGAAUUUAUUGGAGAUGUUCGAACUAAUGAGGAGGAUGACCCAUCAAAGUGGGAGAUUGAGGAAACUGUCCGCUUUGACAACCUCUAUGAUCAAGACAAGGAUGGCAAGUUGAAUCGAGAGGAGCAGCUCCGCUGGGUGGCCCCUAACAGCUAUGGCUCUGCACGGGAGGAGGCUGUUCACCUCAUCAAAGAAAUGGACCAAGAUGGUGAUGGGAAACUGUCAGAGGCAGAGGUUUUGAAAAAUCAAGAUGUUUUUAUGAAUAGUGAAGUAACAGACUAUGGAAGGCAACUGCAUGUGUCACAUGACGAAUUAUAACAGAUUUUUUUUUUUACUGUGAUGUACAAUAACAGUUAAGUUUGGACACGCCUACUUAUUCCAUGGUUUUUCUUUAUUUUUACUAUUUUCUGCAUUGUAGAAUAAUAGUGACGACAAACUGAAAUAACACAUGGAAUCAUGUAGUAACCAAAUAAGUGUUAAACAAAUCAAAAUAUAUUUGAGAUUCU